AUGCCUUUGUGUCCACGUUGUGAGAAACCCGUCUAUUUCGGUGAGUUUUUUUGAUAAUUUUAUCUUACACUGGGCCUUUAAUAUUGUGGAACUGGGACGAUUGGGGAAAAGUACGAUUGGGAAACCGAAAAUUAUUAUUUUUGUUCGAUGCAAGUGUGAAAUUAGGAUAAUCGAGGGUGGUGAUCUCGAAAAUUACAUUAAUUUUUUUUUGAACUGUACUUUUUUCUUAUGUAAUACUGUAAAGUAGUAAUUGUUUUAAUUUUUUUCAUGAAUACUUGGUUUAGGGGUUUUUGAUGGUGCUGCUGUCAAAUCAGCAAAAAUGAAUAAGAUUUUCGCAUUCAGCACCAUCCAAAACCCCUAAAUCGAGUAUUUAUGAAAAAAAUUCAAAAAAUUACUACUUUACAGUACUACUUUUAAGUAGUACCUUAAAAGGAAAAAAGUGAAGAUUCAAAAAAAAUGAAUGUCAUUGUCGAAAUCAGCGCCCUCGAUUAUCCUAAUUUCACACUUGCAUCGAAGAAAAAAAAAUUAUUUUCGGUUUCCCCAAUCGUCUUUUUCCCCAAUCGUCCAACUCCGGAGCUCCGGAUAUUGUUUUAGGUCGAAAUUAUUGAUCUGAAGAAUAUUAUGAAUUUUGACAAUUUAUAAAAACUUUGAGGCCGAAAGUGUAUAUUCCAUCAAAAAAAUCUCAUUUUGAAACGACCUUAUAUCGUCUUUUAUCUUAUUUUAGCGGAGAGAGUGUCCUCAAUUGGCAAAGAUUGGCACCGUCCCUGUCUCCGAUGCUGCAACGAUGAAUGCAAGAAGACUUUAGCUGCGGGAAGUCAUUCUGAGGUAAGGAACAAUUGGGUUUGGCCCUAUUUUAUUCUUCCAUUUUGCAGCAUGAAGGCAAACCCUACUGCAAUCGCUGCUAUGGAGCUCUUUUCGGGCCCCGCGGAUAUGGCCAUGGUGGAGUGGAGUCCCAUGUUUUCCUCAACGGAACCACUGGGCAAGUCUAG
Bursaphelenchus xylophilus (pine wood nematode) is the source of this 989-nucleotide messenger RNA. The record is from the annotation of a GenBank genome assembly. Lineage: Eukaryota; Metazoa; Nematoda; Chromadorea; Rhabditida; Aphelenchoididae.